Paramecium sonneborni is the source of this 1165-nucleotide messenger RNA. The record is from the annotation of a GenBank genome assembly. Lineage: Eukaryota; Ciliophora; Oligohymenophorea; Peniculida; Parameciidae.
AUGAAAACCAAGCUUUUUGGUGAUAAUUCUCAAUUUGAAGUCGAUUUAUCGAAAUAGAUUUUUUAGAAUCCAUAUAGCCAAAUUUAUGAAUGUAAAAAUAUUGUAUCCCCUUUGAAUCUAUGUUACGCAAAAGUAAAAUUAUUUCUCUAAAUAAGUAUUCUUCAACAAAUAGUUAUUAAAAAUUAGAUGAAAAACUAGUUUAAUCUGCAUAUAAUAUGGCCAGUUAAACAUAAUACUUAGUUAAAAUUUAUCAUGUCGAAUAAAUUCCUUUUGAAUCAUAAUUUAUUAUUAUAAUGGAGAAAUGUGGAGAGUCCUUGGAAUAAUAGACUGAAUUAUAUAAUGAUUAUAAGAUAAGGAUAUUUAUGAAAUAAAUUUUGAGUGGAUACUAAAUUUUAUUGCAUAAUUAACAUAGCCUUUAAGAGAAACUUGGUCAUGGAAGAAUAAAUCCAAACAAUAUCUUUGUAAAAAAGUUUAAUGGUUCUCCUUAGUAUAAAUUAGGAGAUUUUUUAUCAAAGUUUACUUCUGCUAAUAAUACAAAUUUUGGGUAUGUGGCCCCAGAACAUUUCCCAAAUUAAGAAGAAGUGACAAUACAAAAAAAUAAAGGAAAAAUUGAUUAAGUCGUUUCAGAUAUUUAUUCUGUAUUAUUUAUUUAGUUCAAUAUUAGCUUGGAAUGGUUUUAAUAAAAUUGAUUAUGGGUAAACUUCCAUUUAAAAACGAUUAUGAUGAUACGAUUUAAUUUAUCAAUCAUAUUAAAAAGGAACCCUUUUAGAUUGGGCCUAUUUCAGGAAUUAGUGAAUAAAUUAUUAAUUUAAUUGAAAAAAUGAUACUUUAUGAUCCUGAAAAAAGAAUAACUUUGGAUAAUUUAUAAGAUGAAUUUAAUAAAAGUACCAGAUUUUCAACAAUAAUAAAACCCAAAUCGUAACUCAAAUUAUUUUUUUCCACUAAUAAUGUAAAUAGGUAAGAUGAUAGAAGGUAUAUGGCUUAAACGGUUUAACCUAUUUAACAUUAAUAAUUUAUUUAAAUUUAAUAAUAAUAGGCGAGNUAAUUUUGUGAAUCUACAUAAUUGAUAUAAAUUAAGUAAUACGAUUAAUUUAGAGGAUCAAGUUUCUUCUUCAUCUUAAUUGAUUCAUAAAUGAAUUCUUUAACAGUGUUCAAAAUGAUAUGA